GGCGGUCUUUGAAAACCGGAAACCGUCCCUGGAAACAAAAAUUGUUCGUCCACGUGGUUCAAUCAAGAUGGCGGCACGUGAAUGUGGAGAGUUAGCAAUUCUGAGUGUUUCUGAUAAGCAAGGACUUGUAGAGUUUGCCAAAAAGCUUGAUGGAUUAGGAUUUAAGUUAAUUGCAUCUGGAGGAACAGCAAAUAAAAUCCGUGCUGCUGGUAUUGCUGUCAGGGAUGUGUCAGAUGUGACAGGUGCUCCUGAGAUGUUAGGGGGUAGGGUUAAAACCCUCCAUCCUGCUAUACAUGGAGGGAUUCUUGCUAGAGUAACUGAAGGAGACAAAUCAGACAUGGAAAAGCAAAGUUAUGAGUAUAUCAGACUUGUGGUGUGUAAUUUGUAUCCUUUUGUAAACACUGUGGCAAAGGAAGAAUGUACUGUGGAAGAUGCAGUGGAGGAGAUUGACAUUGGUGGUGUUACUCUUUUAAGAGCUGCUGCUAAAAAUCAUGCUCGUGUCACAGUCGUUUGUGAUCCUGCUGACUAUAAUAGGGUAGUGGACGAAUUAACCUCAAGUGAUUACCAUGACACCUUGCCAAGCACAAGGAAAAUGCUUGCCUUAAAGGCUUUCAGCCACACUGCAAAUUAUGAUAAAGCCAUUUCAGACUACUUCAGAAAACAGUAUGGUACUGGAGUGUCACACAUUCCUUUACGUUAUGGAAUGAACCCCCAUCAAAAACCAGCACAGCUGUUCACCUCAGAAACCAAACUUCCAGUCAAUGUCCUCAAUGGCUCUCCUGGGUUUAUAAACCUCUGUGAUGCUCUAAAUUCAUGGCAACUGGUCCAAGAAUUACGCCAAUCCCUGAACUUGCCAGCUGCAGCAUCAUUUAAACAUGUAAGCCCAGCUGGGGCAGCUGUUGGGGUGAAACUUACAACAGAGCAGGCAAAGCUUUGCAUGGUGGAAGAUAUGAUUGACAGCUUGACACUACUAGCCACAGCUUAUGCCAGAGCCAGAGGAGCAGACAGGAUGUCAUCCUUUGGUGACUGGGUGGCGCUUUCUGACAUCUGUGAUCUCCCUACAGCAAAAAUUAUAUCUAGAGAAGUCUCAGAUGGUAUCAUUGCCCCAGGGUAUGAGCCAGAUGCACUAGAUGUAUUAAAGAAGAAAAAAGGAGGGAAAUACUGUGUGCUUGAAAUGGAUCCUGCAUUCCAGCCCCAAGAACUAGAGACCAGAACCAUAUAUGGACUUCAACUUGAACAACUAAGAAAUAAUGCCAAGAUUGAUGAGAACGUCUUUAGAAACAUUAAAACCAAGAGGCAAGAUUUACCUGAGACUGCUUUACGAGACCUAAUUGUGGCCAGUAUUGCCUUGAAGUACACACAGUCUAAUUCAGUUUGUUAUGCCAGGGAUGGUCAGGUUAUUGGCAUUGGUGCGGGACAGCAGUCUCGCAUCCACUGUACCAGGUUGGCAGGAGACAAAGCAAACAACUGGUGGCUGCGUCAACAUCCAAGAGUUCUUGAUAUGGUUUUUAAAAAGGGAGUUAAAAGAGCUGAGAUGUCAAAUGCCAUUGACGUUUAUGUCAAUGGUACAGUUGGGCAGGAUACUGACAAAGAAACAUGGGAAGGGAUGUUUGAAACUCCACCAGCACUUCUCACUGCGGCUGACAGACAAGAGUGGAUUGCUACCCUUAAGGGCGUCUCCUUAAGUUCAGAUGCUUUCUUUCCAUUUAGGGACAACAUUGAUAGAGCCCACCUGAGUGGCGUGGAAUUCAUAGCGAGCCCAGCAGGAUCUGUAGCUGACGAUAUUUGCGUCAAGGCAGCUGAUGAACAUAACAUGACAAUGGCUCUCACUGAUGUGAGACUCUUUCACCACUGAUACUAACUGGAGAAGAGUUAUUGUGACAAAGCUUGCAACUUACACUUUACCUUAAAAAUGGAUUAUAACUGUUGAGCGUUGUUUAAUUGUAAACAGUGCAACGCUUAAACUUAGCGUUAAAAAGUAAAUUAUCCCUUGUUCUAGUGUGUCGCUUGUUCGUGGACUUUGGCGUGUUGAUUUCCUCUCAACUAUAUAAGCACGAGAGGAUUUGUUUAAUUUGUAUCAGGUCAUAUUAAGCGAAAAGAAAAGAAAUGUGUUUUAGCAAGGUAAUAAAAGAAACACGAUGUAGGCA
Pocillopora damicornis (cauliflower coral) is the source of this 2147-nucleotide messenger RNA. Its product is annotated as bifunctional purine biosynthesis protein ATIC. The record is from RefSeq and is a predicted model, not a curated record. Gene Ontology annotation, cellular component: cytosol. Gene Ontology annotation, molecular function: IMP cyclohydrolase activity; phosphoribosylaminoimidazolecarboxamide formyltransferase activity. NCBI's taxonomy places the organism in Eukaryota, Metazoa, Cnidaria, Anthozoa, Scleractinia, Pocilloporidae. Gene Ontology annotation, biological process: 'de novo' IMP biosynthetic process.